AUGAAGCGCGAUUACGACCACCUAUUCAAGUUGGUGUUGAUUGGCGACUCUGGCACAGGGAAGUCCUGCUUGCUGUUGCGUUUUGCUGACGACGCAUUUACCGACAGCUACAUCACGACCAUCGGCGUCGACUUCCGCUUCAAAACGAUUCCAGUGGAGCAGAAGACAGUCAAGCUGCAGAUUUGGGACACAGCCGGCCAGGAACGGUUUCGAACCAUCACCAGUGCAUACUAUCGCGGCGCCGAUGGCAUCAUCUUGGUCUACGACAUAUGUGAUCGGGAAUCAUUUUCUCACGUGGAAGACUGGCUGAAUGAGGUCAGCAGAUAUGUGAACGAAAGUACCUCUAAGAUCUUGCUGGGGAACAAAUGUGACAUGACAGCAGAGAGGCAAGUUUCCACCGAGGAGGCGCAGAAGAAAGCAGAUGAACUUGGCAUACCCUUCAUCGAAACUUCUGCCAAAGACGCCACGCACGUGGAAACAGCCUUCAGCAUGAUGUCAGCAGAGUUGAUCAAGAAGCGCGAGAAGCAAGGUGCCAGACCCAUCGGGGAUGUAGGACUUGGGAGACCGCGUAGUUCCAGUACCUCGUGCACGUGCCCUGGCAAUUAG
Symbiodinium necroappetens is the source of this 606-nucleotide messenger RNA. Lineage: Eukaryota; Dinophyceae; Suessiales; Symbiodiniaceae. The record is from the annotation of a GenBank genome assembly.